AUGGUCUUCUCAAGUUGCUUCGACAGCACUCCUAGUUCCGUGCACUUCACUUCAUCUCCAGCCAGCACAGAUGACGUCGCUCGCGCCAACGGCCGGCAAAUCGAUUCUGGGGUUUCUCGCCUGCUCAUGCUACCGAAAGAGCUCCGUCUCGAGAUAUGGGCCUACGUCCUUACAGAUUCUUCUAGAGAAAAGCCCGUGCUCCACAUCAGUCGAUCAUUUGCGGGCGUAAGCAUAUCAGGCAAACGCUACGGAAACUCGCUAUACAAACACUCCAAGCGUCCUGAGAUAGAAACGAGAUUCCACGAACAACCAAAAUUAUCCGUUGGUGCCAAUCUACUACGGACGAACCAUCUGGUUUAUGGCGAAGCACUUCCAAUCCUUUAUCAUUCUGUCAUCUUCAGUCCAAGGGAUCUUCAGGGCAUCUUCCCACUAUUCAUUGAGAAACUUUCAUCAUUUGCCAAGUCGCAUAUGCGCUUCAUCAGACUGCCUGUCAGCCGACAUCAUGGACGAUCUACUAUAUACUUCUACUGGGCGCUGACGUGUGCUCAGGUGGCCAAGCUGAGUGGCUCGCUGCACCUGGUAGAGCUAGAAGGAGAAGACACAAUAUUCACCGACACAGGCUUCAGGCGGUGCGCGAUUAUCAGCCCACUACUUAAAAUCAAGGCUCCGAUAAAGUUACUUGGACGUCGUGAUGCUGAGUUUCAGAAAGUGCUUGCGAAUGCCGCAGUGGAGAAAGAGGCGAGAGCAGGCGUGCGCGAGACUCGGACUAUCACGAUUGUUGCAGGCCCCGAGCAGAUGAGCGAAGACCGAUCUAGGAAGAGGCCAUACCUACAAGAGUUGCCUUUCAGAGAGCCACAAGAAGGCACCUCUUCGCGAACAGCCGAUGAGCAAGAAGCAGCUCAUGAUCUGGGCGCCUUGUUGGGCAUUGAGCAGUCAGAGAGUGAUGAUCUUCUGGAAUGGGAUAUGCUGAGCAUGACAAGUGCAAGAUCCAGUCUAUCGCUCUGCCAUGCAGGAUUACGGUAUGAAAACCAGUCGGGACCAGGGGGUUCAAAUGACGGUGAUGAUGACGGCGGUUGGGAGCUCAUCGAUAAUUGCUCUUAG
Messenger RNA from Parastagonospora nodorum SN15, 1101 nucleotides. RefSeq lists its product as hypothetical. The coding region runs from base 1 to 1101 and encodes 366 amino acids. The record is from RefSeq and is a predicted model, not a curated record. NCBI's taxonomy places the organism in Eukaryota, Fungi, Ascomycota, Dothideomycetes, Pleosporales, Phaeosphaeriaceae. The transcript has a single exon.